UGCCCCGCCCCUCCCGGCUCGUCGCCAGGGGACGCUCGCGGGUCGGGUCACCUGGGCAACCGCUCGCUCCGCCCCUCCGCCCCUUUAACCUUUAGGGUGCGAGGGCUCGGCGGCCCCGCUCUCUGCCCUCUCCCCUCCCCUUUCCCUCCCCUUUCCCCUCCUCCUGGGCUCGGCCCCGGCCCGACCGGAAGCGAAGAUGGCGGCGGCGACCGCGGGCGCGGCUUCGGCCGAGCUGGUGAUCGGCUGGUGCAUAUUCGGCCUCCUCCUGCUGGCCAUUUUGGCAUUUUGCUGGAUAUAUGUUCGGAAAUACCAAAGUCAGAGGGAGAGCGAAGUUGUCUCCACCAUAACAGCAAUUUUCUCUCUAGCAAUUGCACUUAUCACAUCUGCCCUUCUGCCAGUGGAUAUAUUUUUGGUUUCUUACAUGAAAAAUCAGAAUGGUACAUUUAAGGACUGGGCUAAUGCUAAUGUCAGCAGACAGAUUGAGGACACAGUAUUAUAUGGUUACUAUACUUUGUAUUCUGUUAUAUUGUUCUGUGUGUUCUUCUGGAUCCCUUUUGUCUACUUCUACUAUGAAGAAAAGGAUGAUGAUGAUACUAGCAAAUGCACACAAAUUAAAACUGCACUGAAGUACACUUUGGGAUUUGCUGUGAUCUGUGCCCUUCUUCUUUUAGUUGGUGCUUUUGUCCCAUUGGAUGUUCCCAAUAACAAAAAUUCUACAGAGUGGGAAAAAGUAAAGUUCCUAUUUGAAGAACUUGGAAGUAGUCAUGGGCUGGCCGCACUGUCCUUCUCCAUCAGCUCUCUCACCCUGAUCGGGAUGUUGGCAGCUAUAACAUACACGGCCUAUGGUAUGUCUGCGUUACCUUUAAAUCUGAUAAAAGGCACUCGAAGCGCUGCAUACGAACGUUUGGAAAACACUGAAGACAUUGAAGAAGUGGAACAAAACAUCCAAGCGAUUAAAUCCAAGAGCAAAGAUGGUAGACCUUUGUCAGCAAGGGAUAAGCGUGCCUUAAAGGAAUUUGAAGAAAGGUUACGGACACUUAAGAAAAGAGAGAGGCACUUAGAAUUCAUUGAAAACAGCUGGUGGACAAAAUUUUGUGGAGCUCUGCGUCCCCUGAAGAUCAUUUGGGGAAUAUUUUUCAUCUUAGUUGCAUUGCUGUUUGUAAUUUCUCUCUUCCUGUCAAAUUUAGAUAAAGCUCUCCAUUCAGCUGGAAUCGAUUCUGGUUUCAUAAUUUUUGGAGCUAACCUGAGUAAUCCACUGAAUAUGCUUUUGCCUGUACUACAAACAGUUUUCCCUCUUGAUUAUAUUCUUAUAACAAUUAUUAUUAUGUACUUCAUUUUUACUUCAAUGGCAGGAAUUCGAAAUAUUGGCAUAUGGUUCUUUUGGGUUAGAUUAUAUAAAAUCAGAAGAGGUAGAACCAGGCCUCAGGCACUCUUAUUUCUCUGCAUGAUACUUCUGCUGAUCGUCCUUCACACCAGCUACAUGAUUUAUAGUCUUGCUCCCCAGUAUGUUAUGUACGGAAGUCAAAAUUACUUAAUAGAGAGCAAUGUAACUUCGGAUGACCAUAAAAGCAAUUUAACCCUUUCUGUGCCAAAGAGAUGUGAUGCAGAUGCCCCUGAAGAUGAGUGUACUGUCACCCGGACGUACCUUUUCCUUCACAAAUUCUGGUUCUUCAGUGCUGCAUACUAUUUCGGGAACUGGGCCUUUCUUGGGGUAUUCUUGAUUGGAUUAACUGUGUCCUGCUGUAAAGGGAAGAAGUCAGUCAUUGAAGGCGUGGAUGAAGAUUCAGACCUAAGUGACGAGGAGCCUUCUGCCUACUCUGCAUGACAACCUGCUGUCCUGACGGGCUUAUAACACUGACUGGAUACCUGUUAGGCAUUUCUAAACUUCUCGAGUAAUGCUAGGAUAAGUGAGCUUUCAUCAAAAAUGGGAGCAUGACCAUUAAAAAGAAAUAUAUUUUUUAUGUUUUCUGAAGUAACAUUAUUGUAUCAUAGAUUAACAUUUAAAAUUGUAAUACUACUAUGUAAAUAUAAAAACUACAUGCUUUAUGAGGAAAUGUUCGUGGGACAUUUUGUUCUUUAAUGUAUAAUAGUGUUAAACUGAUUAAAAUCUUCCAGAAUAUUCCCUAUGUUGCUUUUUAAAAACAUAAUAAUGAAUCACUUGUAUCCGUGUUUCAGUUAUACAGAGCAGUGUGCAACUUUAAACUAUCUAUAUCUGAUUGUGUAAAAACAAUAUUAGUAGAGCUGAUAAAUAAAUGUUCACUUCCAUAUGCAA
Chinchilla lanigera (long-tailed chinchilla) is the source of this 2272-nucleotide messenger RNA. It is a transcript of the gene Lmbrd1, whose product is annotated as LMBR1 domain containing 1. The transcript is spliced from 16 exons. Bases 197 to 1825 code for a protein of 542 amino acids. Gene Ontology annotation, cellular component: vacuolar membrane. Gene Ontology annotation, biological process: protein localization to vacuole. NCBI's taxonomy places the organism in Eukaryota, Metazoa, Chordata, Mammalia, Rodentia, Chinchillidae. The record is from RefSeq and is a predicted model, not a curated record.